GCUUCCUGAUGGUGCGAAAGGUGCAAAGUUGUAAAUCGUCAAAUAAAAAACGUAACAGCAGCAAUGAUUCAGAAUCAACAUCAAAAAAUAUUAUAUCAUGUGCCCAUGAUCCAUACACAAAUGUUCAUAAACGUAAUUUGUAUAUUGUAUCGUUUCCUGUAAUCUUUUUAUUUAAUGUUUUACGUUCAUUGUUAUAUCAAGUUUUUAUUAUUUUAAAAUAUUUAUACACAAGUACUUCCCGAUUCCUUUACAAACCUGUUAAACAAGAGUGUUCUAAAUCAUUGUUGGUUGUGGUGAAUGAACGUGGUGACGGUGUUACCACUGAGCUUGUUCAAGACUUAAUUGAAAUGCCACAACAAAACCAUAAGAGUUCAGGUCCAGGACCUGGUGAUCCGUUACUAGCUAAGCAGAAACAUCAUCAUCGGAGGGCGUUCGAAUUCAUAUCGAAAGCUUUGAAAAUCGAUGAAGAAAAUGAAGGACAAAAGGAAUUGGCUAUAGAUUUAUAUCGUAAAGGUAUUGGUGAAUUAGAAUUGGGUAUUGCUGUACAAUGUUGGGGUGGACGUGGUGAAGUUUGGGAGCGUGCUCAACGUCUUCAUGAUAAAAUGCAAACGAAUUUAGCGAUGGCACGAGAUCGACUCAACUUUUUAGAAUCACUUUUGGAGUUAUCGAAGCUCCGUUUGGAAAAACCUGAAACAAAUAAUGUAUCGUACACGAAUAGACGAACAAAUCCAACACCUCGUUUACAAACACUUACAGAAGGUACUACCACAACUGUUAAACAAAAUGUAGAAAAUAGAAAAGUUGUUUUCAAGCCUUCAGCAUCAGGUCGAAAAUUAGCGGUGCCUGCGAAGCAUAUAAGCACAACUUCAAAAAGUCAAACAUUACCACGUUCCAUGGGAUCUCGUAUACCAUCACGACCAUCUGGUUCAAAAGUUUUAACAUCAACCCCACCAGCUGUGCGACGACAAUUGUCUGUACCAAAUGCUGGUGGAUCACCAGCUCGGCGCACAAGUCGUAAUGUCACUCCAACAACAUCUACACGGAAUUCAAAUGCAGGAACACCUCGCUGUAAAACACCUACGGGUAGCACACUAAAAGGAAUUGAUUCAAAAUUAGCUCAAGUGAUAUUAGAUGAAAUUGUUGAGGGUGGAGCGGGUGUACAAUGGGAGGAUAUUGCUGGUCAAGAUUCGGCGAAACAAGCGUUACAAGAAAUGGUGAUUUUACCAUCGUUACGACCGGAAUUGUUUACUGGAUUACGUUCGCCAGCUCGUGGGUUAUUACUUUUUGGACCGCCUGGAAACGGAAAAACAUUACUAGCUCGCGCAGUAGCCACACAAAGUCGUUCAACAUUUUUCUCAAUAAGUGCAGCAAGUUUAACAAGUAAAUAUGUUGGUGAAGGUGAGAAAUUGGUUCGUGCUCUAUUUGCAGUUGCUCGAGAAUUACAACCCUCGAUAAUAUUCAUCGAUGAAGUUGAUUCACUGUUAUCGGAACGAUCAAGUGGCGAGCAUGAAGCUAGUCGCCGAUUAAAAACUGAAUUCUUAGUGGAAUUUGAUGGUUUACCCACAAAUCCAGAUGGUGAGCGUGUUAUUGUUAUGGCGGCAACAAAUCGGCCGCAAGAAUUAGAUGAGGCGGCAUUACGACGUUUCCCAAAACGUAUUUAUGUAUCGCUACCAGAUUGUCGGACACGAGUCCAAUUGUUACGUCGAUUAUUGGAGAAACAUUCGUCUCCAUUAACAGAAGCGCAGUUGGAACGGUUGUCACAAUUAACUGAAGGCUAUUCUGGUAGUGAUUUAACGGCUUUGGCAAAAGAUGCUGCUCUAGGUCCCAUUCGAGAAUUAGAUCCAGAACAAGUGCGAAAUGUUGAUUUAAGUUCAGUGCGUAAUAUAACAAUAAAUGAUUUUUUAGAAUCAUUAAAACGUAUUCGUCGAUCUGUUUCACCGCAUAGUUUAAUUGCUUACGAGAAAUGGUCAUUAGAGUAUGGCGAAGUGACACUCUGAAUUUUCUUUUUAUGUUUAUUUAUUAUUAUUAUUUUUUUGUUACAAAAAUUUAAUUUUUGCAUGAUGCAAGUAAAACAAAGGUCAAAGGUCUUUGUAAAAAAAAAAAUGCUUUUUCUGUUUUAUUCGCAUCUUAAUUUGUUAUGUUUUUAGAAACUAAA
Molecule: messenger RNA, 2155 nt
Organism: Chrysoperla carnea
Lineage: Eukaryota; Metazoa; Arthropoda; Insecta; Neuroptera; Chrysopidae
Gene: spas
Product: spastin
Exons: 6
Coding region: 9-1997 (662 amino acids)
Cellular component (GO): microtubule cytoskeleton
Molecular function (GO): microtubule severing ATPase activity; ATP binding; ATP hydrolysis activity
Source: RefSeq, a predicted model, not a curated record